AUGAUUCUGGACCAGCAGGUGGGCUCUGGGCAGCUCAGUGAGGAUGUUCGUCAUAGAGUGCACGAGGCAUUACUGAAACAGCAUCACCAUCAGAACCAGAAGAAACUGAGCAAUAGGAUCCCGAUUAGAAAUGAUGAAGAAGCUGUUGUGGAUAGAGGAGGAACUCGGUCUAUUCUCAAAACUCAUUUUGAAAAGGAAGAUCUAGAAGGUCAUCGAACACUGUUCAUUGGUGUUCAUGUGCCACUGGGUGGAAGAAAAAGUCACAGGCGCCAUAGGCACCGUGGGCAUAAACACAGAAAAAGAGACAGAGAACGAGAUUCAGGAUUAGAAGACGGGAGAGAAUCUCCUCCUUUUGAUACUCCAUCACAAAGGGUGCAGUUUAUUCUUGGAACAGAUGAUGAUGAAGAACACAUUCCUCAUGAUCUCUUUACUGAGCUUGAUGAAAUUUGUUGGCGUGAAGGAGAGGAUGCUGAGUGGAGGGAGACAGCAAGGUGGUUGAAGUUUGAAGAAGAUGUAGAAGAUGGUGGGGAAAGGUGGAGCAAACCAUAUGUUGCCACACUGUCACUUCAUAGCUUGUUUGAGCUGAGAAGCUGUAUCCUGAAUGGCACUGUUUUGUUGGACAUGAGAGCUAACUCCAUAGAAGAAAUUGCAGGUAUGUAUUGA
Molecule: messenger RNA, 663 nt
Organism: Meleagris gallopavo (turkey)
Lineage: Eukaryota; Metazoa; Chordata; Aves; Galliformes; Phasianidae
Source: RefSeq, a predicted model, not a curated record